AUGACGGGUGACUCCCUCGGACGGCCGGGACCGGGCUUGGUGGGUGUCUGUCCGACUAGGUCACUUCUCAUUCCACCAAGUCGAACCCGGAAGCCAGUUACGGUGCAGUGCAUAGGAGCUGACCUUGAGACCAUCAAUCUACAGACACUGGACACCUGGAAAGUGCAGUAUCGACACAAAGUCGUGCUCAUACUCCUCGUCUACCUCCUCAUACCGGCCGCUCCAGGCUCAGAUCAGUCGGCGCCCUAUACGAAGCUGCUGGGCUCCAGCCUCUCGGCUUCUGUGGAUGCCCUUGACCAUGCAACCUCAGCGAUCGUCAGUUCGAGCAGCGUUCAAGUGGAUCGUUACCCACUCACACCCGUGGCAGGUCGCUUCGAGCCUCGACGGCAUGAUCACGUGCCGCCCCACGAGCCUUCGGCCUCGCCCCCCUCGAUCCGCGAUUUACCUCAUGACGAAGCGGACAGACACACGUUGCCCAUCAACUUCAGGGAAUCGAACUCCAUGCUUCAAGAAGCGACCGAGAGCACAUCCUUGUCUUCUCCCCCACCGUCGGAUUUAUCCACACCGGCUGCGACGCGCGCCGAAGAUUCUGCCUUGACAUCCGUACCUGGCCGAUCGUCUUCUUCCUCACCCGCAUCGACCAUGGACGAGUCCGAAUGUCCCAUCGACUAUCGAGGUCGAGCCAUGUGCCCCGGCGUCGAACGCGAGCACCCGUCCUUCUCAGCCCGUUCCGCCGAACUUUCCUCCGAGUUCGCCGACGCCGUCCAUGAAUUCGGACUGUGGCUCCUCUCGCAAUUCCUUUCAUUCCGCAUCACCCUCUCACCUUUCAAACUCUUCGUGCUCAUCAUCCACGCCUUGUCGGUCGGUCAAUUGGUCGCGCUCAUCGUUGAGGAUUCGAUCAUUCGAACGACCUUGGCGAAUCCGAUGCCACCGCCUUUCCCCAGCGCGGCGAAUUCCUUCUCCAAGCGCAUGAGUCGAUAUAGGUGGAGACUCGAAGCGACCUGGAGCAGGUUCUGGAAGUCCAUUCUCGUGUUGGGGUUGUUGUUGGUUGGUGGGACGGCAGUGAUUCGAGAGGGACAGUGGGGUCCGAGGAAUGCAAAGAGAGGAGGCUGGGAUGAUGUACCGUUCGCGCAGUGGGUGCUCCCGGCCGUCGUUGAGGUUCAUGAGGGGGUCAGCAAGGGGCCUUUGAGGGAUCUUGUACUGCUUGAGGUGAGUCGCAAGAGUUCUGCAAUCGAGUGGACUCUUUUCCUAAUAUUUUUGGUUACCAUUACAGGCAUGCGGCUUGAUGCUCUGUCUCUUACAACCGCUCAAACAUCUCAUUCCAACCUCGAUACUUCCCUCCACCCUCCCACCCCCCGCAUCCCUAUACCCUCCCAUCCGCAUCAACCCCUCUUCCGAUUCUUCCCAGCGCAAACCACAGCAUCUACCGCCCCAACUCCAACUCGACAGCUCAUGGCUCAUCUCCCUCUUCGUCGAUGUGACACUAUCUCUCAUCACCCUCCUCCAACUUCUUCGGUGUGGGCUCCUCCUCCCCACGAUCUCCCCUCUCACGGUUCCACCGCAUCUGCUGUUCCAUACGGCCAGGGGGAGGGUACACGCUAUCGUUCAAGCGAGGAUGACGCUCUUGAGAACGAUCGAAUGUCUUUUCACGGUGUUCAAAUUGUUUCCCGAGGAAAUGGACACGUCUCCCACUUCCACGAACAAGACCUCAUUGGAAGGACCAGACGAUUCCGAAUGGGUUUGCACGAUUUGUUUCGAAGGGGUUUCCGUCGAGGACGGCGUUGAUCCCAAGGCUGAGUCUACGACAAGUGGGGGAAGGAAUGACGAUCACAUGGUCACGAGAGGUCCUAUGAUGACCGUCAGAGCCAAGUGUAGGCUUCCAUGUGGGCAUAAAUGUGAGUUCGGGAACGAGCUGCUCCGAACAUGCCGCUCGAAGGAAUUAAUUCACCCCUCGAAAUAUUUUCGCCGCAGACCAUGCCGGUUGUCUGACCCAAUGGUUCCACCACCAAACAUUCUGUCCAUGCUGCCACGUACCUAUCUCCUCUUCCACGCCUUUAUCCUCUCCAGCGAAUUCAUUACCGGGUUCUCCGAGGACAGGAGGAGGAGGUGGGCGGAACGGUGGGGCUUUGUUCGGACUGCCACCAUUGGGGGAAGAGGAGGAGGAUACGAGUGAUUUGUACCCCGCUCAGGUGAGGAUGGGAACGGGGAGUGGAGAGAUGGAAGGUGUGAGGUUGAGGAGGAGGGUCGUGGAUCUUGGAUCGCCCGAUGAGGUUGGAAGGGAGCCCGUCCCAGGCGAGGUAGCCUGA
Molecule: messenger RNA, 2306 nt
Organism: Microbotryum saponariae
Lineage: Eukaryota; Fungi; Basidiomycota; Microbotryomycetes; Microbotryales; Microbotryaceae
Source: the annotation of a GenBank genome assembly